Messenger RNA from Solea solea (common sole), 3570 nucleotides. RefSeq lists its product as uncharacterized. Bases 553 to 2667 code for a protein of 704 amino acids. The record is from RefSeq and is a predicted model, not a curated record. NCBI's taxonomy places the organism in Eukaryota, Metazoa, Chordata, Actinopteri, Pleuronectiformes, Soleidae. The transcript has 3 exons. Gene Ontology annotation, biological process: DNA integration; DNA recombination. Gene Ontology annotation, molecular function: DNA binding.
GUAUAUAAACGCAUUGACAUUGUUAUUGGCGGACUUCAGAGACAUUACAUUUACAUUUAUUGAAUUUUGUGUAAGAGCUGGGUGUUCUGGUGACAGAGCCUCGCUGCAUUACACCGGACCUACGUUACCGACGUUUGCGAGGUAACGUUAGCAUCGUAGCGCCAGUUUACCGGUUAGGCUCUGGUGCUAACCGGUUAGCCUUGGGUUCGCUUCCGGUGCUAAGCACUGCAGCUUGCUUUGGGUGACGCUUCGCGUACUGCUGCAUCGGCAGAUAAGACAACCGCCCGGGAGCUUUGAUAUUUUUGGCUUGCGUGGAAGUAAAUUAUUUGUGAAUAUUAAUACUGCAUAUCUAUGGACACUGAUAACAUGGCAUUUACUUCGUAGACAUGCUAAGAGGAAGGAGAACAAGGGGAUUUAAACCACUUCAGGACGCUGAACAGCACAUCAGACGAAAGGAGGACAAGACGUUCUCUCAAUCAGAAUGAAUCUGAAUCCAGUGAAGAGGAAUGUUCGGGUGAUGAUUGUGAUCCAGAAGAUGUUCCUGACUCUGAAAUGGAUACAGGAGAUGAUGAACCACCAAUUAGCCUUGCAAGUUCUAAGUUGCCGGUUGCUGAAGAGUCUCAAUUGGAUACCUCAUUGGAGUUAGAUGUUGGAGCCAACACUCAUGUUGAAGAAUCACCUGACAAAACUUCAAACGACAUAAAAUGUACCACUUUAAGAAAGGGGCAAAACCUCUGCUUUGUUUGCAAAAAGGCUCAUCACAAGAUAGCUCGGCAUUUCAAAAUCCAUGUCAAGGAGAAUGCUGACAUAGCAAAGGCUUUUAGUCUCCCUGUUGGCUCUGUAAGUAGGAAGCAGUUACUAGAGAAUCUCCGGAACAGAGGAAACUUCAUGCAUAACAUCAACGUCCUGAACAGUGGAAGUGGUUCUCUUAAAGUGAAACGUAAAGCUCGGAAUGAACAUAAAAAAUAUGAAUACUGUAUACAUUGCAAAGGAAUGUUUGUGAGAACAGAGCUAUGGCGACACAUGAGAAGGUGCUCCUCUAAGCCAGAAGACCAGGAAGGGGAAGUGGAAGGGAGAAAAAGAGUGCUUUGCGUGGCAUCAUUCAUCAAGUCGGUGUCUUCAGGAACUGUUGGGAAUGGGUUGUUGAAGAUGUUAAGUCGUAUGCAUGAUGAUGAUAUUGCAAGUGUAAUUCGCAAUGACUUUUGCCUUCUUCGCUUUGCGGAGUCCCUUUACAGCAAACAUGGACAUGACCCUUCAAAACAUGACUACAUCCGCCAGAAAAUUCGUCAGCUUGGAAGAUUCCUACAGACAAUGCGCAAAAAUUGUCCAGCCUUAACCUUAGAAGAAGCUCUAAAACCAGAAAACUUCUUGAAUGUCAUAGAGGCAGUAAAAGAGACCGCAGGAUUCAGCAUGGAUGAAAACAGUUAUAGAACUCCAAGUCUUGCCCUGGAAAUUGGACAUUCAUUGUUAAAAGUGAGUAAGCUUGUUCAUUGUCAUGCUCUAAUGACCGGAGAUGAGGGCCAAGUUAAAUCUGCGGAAGCUUUCCAGAAACUUUAUCGCGCAAAGUGGUCGGAGUACAUUUCGCACAGUGCCUUGAGCACGAUUAGUGAUUUGAAAUACAAUAAACCAUCCAAACUACCACUCACUGAAGAUAUUGCAAAACUGAACAAACACCUUGAUGAAAGUACAGAAUUGGCAACUGCAGCACUGAAGGAGGACACAACAGUGAAGAACUAUUCCAAUCUUGCAAGAACAACAUUGACCAAAAUAGUCCUUUUCAACAGAAGACGCAUUGGAGAGGUGUCAAAGAUGAAGCUGAAGAAUUUUGUGGAACGGGAUUGCUCAGUCAACCAUGAGGAAAUGGGCUUGUCAGAAUAUGAACGGAAGCUGUGCCACUAUUUUGAGCGUGUGGAACUACAAGGAAAAAGGGGGAGAAAGGUAGCAGUGCUCCUUACACCUGACAUGGUGAAUGCCCUCGGUUUGUUGAUUGAGAAGAGAAGAGAAUGUUGUGUGCCUGAAGACAACCAGUACUUGUUUGCUGUGCCAAAUUGUCUCUCUUACUACAGAGGGCAUCAGAGUCUCAGAAGGUUGGCAGAAGAAUGUGGUGCAAAGAAGCCAGAUUAUUUGCGAUCCACGCAACUUCGCAAGGAAAUAGCAACUACUUCUCAAAUCCUAAACCUUAAGAAUAAUGAACUCGACCAACUAGCCGACUUCUUGGGACAUGACAUCGCAGUACAUAGACAUUUCUACAGACUGUCUGCCAUACAAAAUGCCAAGAUCUCUAAGCUGCUUCUUGCACUGGAAAAAGGGAACCUUCAGAAACUCAAAGGAAAAUCUCUGGAUGAAAUUGAAGAUGUCACAGAGGAUGACGACGAGGAUGAGAGUGAGGAUGAGGAAACUAUUGCGGCUGGUGAAUCAUCAUGCAGCGAUGUUCCUGAUGAAAUAAAUGUGGUAAGCAGGCGUCACAUGGUGAGACGAAAGUGGACAAAAACUGAAGUAAGCGCAGUGAUGAGACACUUCAGUAGUCACAUUAGCAAAGGCAACUUGGCGUCCAAGAAAGAAUGUGAGGUCUGUAAAAAAGCACAACAUCCAGCACUGAAGAAAAGAACAAUCCAGAAUAUCAGGGACUGGGUCAGAAACAAGGGCCUCACGUUUAAAAGGCAUUAAAGGGGAUCAUGUUUUUUGUUUCUGUUGUUUCUAAGUUGGUUGUUGGUUGUACAGAAUUUUCUCAAAUGUGAAUUAGUGCUGGUGUUUCUUACUAUAAGUUUAUAUCAAGGUAUUUGUUCAUAAUUUCAAACAUUUUUACGCAGGCAACAAUGCAUGAGUGAUCCAGCGAGAGUGUGUGUGUGUGUGCAUGCAUGCUCACAUUGAGCUAGUAAGAGAGGGAGCAGAGAGUGUGUGCUUGCAUUAGGCAAGUGGUCGAGUGAGCGAGCGAUGACUAUGUGCGUGCUCGCAUUGAGAGAGAGAGAGAAGAGUGUGUGCGUGCUCGCAUUGAGAGAGAGAGAGAGAAGAGUGUGUGCGUGCUUGCAUUGAGUGAGUGAGUGAGAGAGAGAGAAGAGUGUGUGCAUGCUCGCAUUGAGUGAUUGAGUGAGAGAGGACUGUGUGGGUGUGCUCGCAGUGAGUGAGUGAGAGAAAGGAGUGUGCAUGCUCGCAGUGAGUGAGUUUGAGAGGACUGUGUGGUUAUGCGUUCUUGCAUUGAGUGAGAGAGAGAGGAGUGUGUGCAUUCUCGCAUUGAGUGAGUGAGAGAGAGGAGUAUGUGUGGGUGUGCAUGCUCGCAUUGAGAGUGUGAGAGAGAGAGGAGUGUGUGGGUGUGCAUGCUCGCAUUGAGUGAGAGAGAGAGAGGUGUGGGUGAGCGUUCUCGCAUUAGUGAGAGAGGAGUGUGUGCGUGCUCGCAUUGCGCAAGUGGUCGAGUGAGAAAGAGAGCAGUGUACUAGUUUUUGAUAUAAUCAGUUAAACUGUCCAGCACUUUGUCAGUUGCACAGAAGUUGCUCAGAUUAUGCAAAUUUGAAUGUUAUGUCAGUUGCAUGAAUUGAUAAAUAAUUAUCAAUAAACAUUUUCAGGUUUUUCAAA